UACAAAAAAUCAAAAGUUUCUUUCAAAUAAUACGUAAUUUCAAAAAAAAAAAAAGAAAAAUGUAGUUUUUAAAAUACUAAGCUGGUUAAGAGAAAAUUUUUCUUAACUCUAAAGUACAUAUUUCGAUAAUGCACUCGCCUUGCACUACUGCCAGAUAUAUUGCUAAAAAAAAAGCUUCCAUUCGAUCUUGCAUUUUAAAUGAAAAUAAGAAACAAUUACUUGUUGAUCCGAUUGCAUAUAUUGUUGGAAACGAACUCACAAUAAACGUAAGUGGCGCUAAAUUUCGUUUACACGAAAGUUACAUGAAACAACAUCCAGAAACGUUACUAGGGAGUGACGAGCGUCUUUUUUACUUUGAUGAAGAAGAAAACGAAUUUUUUUUUGAUAGAGAUCCGCAUAUAUUUAGAUUUAUAUACAAAUUUUACAAAACAGGCGAGCUUCACUUUUCACCUAACGACUGUUACGAAGCAUUUACGGAUGAGCUUCUUUUUUUCCGCAUUCCAACUACAGAGUUGGCUUUUUGCUGUGGUGAUUAUUACUUUCAAUACAAAAGUGUUCAGAAAAAAGACGAAGUAAACAAAAUCGAUACAAAUCAAAACAAGCCAAAAACGUUUCGCGAAAAGUGUUGGUUAUUUUGUGAAGUUCCAACUUACUCUCUACCAGCAAAAGCAUUUUAUAUAGUAAGUUGCUUAGUCAUCAUUUUUACUAUGAUUACCAUGUCAGCUGAAACAGUUCAAUGCGAGAAAAUGCUGAAUAAUACCGUUGUGCAAGAUAAAUGUGGUGCUGUUUUUACACAAUUAUUUUUUAAGUUGGACAGUUUUUGCGUUAGUUUUUUUAUAUUAGAAUACCUAUUAAGAGUUUACUCUGCACCAAAUCGACUAUCAUACAUAAAAAGUCCUAUCUCGUUUAUCGAUGUAUUAGCAAUUGCUCCUUUUUUUAUUUUGCUUGUACAAAGUUAUAUAAACAUUAAAAAUAAAACAGCAAACAAUAUUCUUGCUGCGCUUCCAUCAAUACGCAUUGUCCGAGUGUUUAAACUUGCACGAUACUCGCAGCAACUUAGACAACUAAUAGCAGCUUUAGUGCACUCGAUUAAAGAACUUGGAUUUAUUGUGUUUGUUUAUUGCGUUGUAGUAGUGUUGUUUGCUACAAUUAUUUACUAUGCUGAAAACUUUCGUCGACAGAGUAAAGUAUUUUAUAGCAUCCCAGAAGCUAUGUGGUUUACCGUUGUAACUACAACUACACUGGGAUACGGUGACGUUGUACCGGAGACUAUACAAGGACGAUUAAUAGGCGCUUUAUGCUGCCUUAUGGGUGUUUUGGUUAUUGCAUUACCUGUACCGAUAAUACAAAUGAAGGCAAACAGUAUAGACGAAGAAUCUGAGUGAGCGAGAUAAACCUCGUUAGGUUUCAGCAAGAAUCACAUAAUUUUUUGCUUUAUUGAAUCAACAAGACCAGAACUAGCAAAUAUGACACACCAAAGUCCGCCUAAGUUGCCAGCUAUAGCACCGACAGUGCAUGUAAUAGGCCAAGUCUAUAUACAAAAAAAGACAAAAAAAAGUUGAAGUUAAACUGUAUCAACUUACUGAUACUACAUCUUAUGGUAUUAUAGAUUUUUAACUGAUAUUAUUUUUAUGCGUGACUUACUGCAGAUGCAAAUAUCUCAAAAAUAUUUCAAUCACCUGCCAAUCGCGAUCCCAAUCCAAGGGUAUUGGAAAUGCUCCAAGCCAUCCACCAAUUAUUGUUGAACAAGAUAUGAACUUCAGUGAAUCUGCCAAGCAGCUUUUUAUAUCUCUAAAAAGAAAUAAAAAUAUUUUUAUAUGA
Molecule: messenger RNA, 1821 nt
Organism: Hydra vulgaris (swiftwater hydra)
Lineage: Eukaryota; Metazoa; Cnidaria; Hydrozoa; Anthoathecata; Hydridae
Product: potassium voltage-gated channel subfamily D member 3
Biological process (GO): protein homooligomerization; potassium ion transmembrane transport; regulation of transcription by RNA polymerase II
Cellular component (GO): voltage-gated potassium channel complex; membrane; mediator complex
Molecular function (GO): protein binding; transcription coregulator activity; voltage-gated potassium channel activity
Source: RefSeq, a predicted model, not a curated record